UCUUCCACGCUGUUCGGGUGACGGUUUUAGUGGUUCCAAAUCUUGGUAUCUGGGUUUGGUUGUCUUAAAUUGCGGAAAGCGAAAAACCAGGCCUUGUUCGAACCUGUAUUAGCAUAUAUUUGUGCCAACCCUGUUGCAAGAGGACAGCUCUGAAUUCGUCGAGUAAAACUAUAAGAAGGUGCUUCCACGUGUGUUUGGAGUGACGGCUGGUGCUCGGGAUUGAUUUGGCUGAAAUUAUGGAAGCCGAAAGCGCCGAAUAUGUAGGGAGGAAAACCAAACCUACGAAGAUGAAGGACAGUGCUGACCCGGUGAAAAACUUCGAGAAGUGGAAGAAAAAAUACAAUAAGAGGAAAGCACGAGUAAAUCGAGAGAAAGUGGAAAAGAAACCCCAGUGGCAGGUCGAACGGGAUUACAUCCACAGACUUGAAAGCAGGUACGGACAGAUCAACACCAAAGACGUUGUCAGGUUUUCAGAUUUUCCCAUUUCAAAGAAAACCCUGCUAGGGCUGCAGGAAGCUCAGUAUAGACAGCCCACAGAGAUCCAGAGACAGACCAUCGGCUUCGCUUUACAAGGUAAAGAUGUCCUCGGUGCGGCGAAGACUGGUUCCGGGAAGACUUUAGCCUUCAUCAUACCGGUGCUGGAGUGUCUGUACCGACAGCAAUGGAGCUCCAUGGACGGACUCGGUGCGCUCAUAAUUUCCCCCACCAGAGAACUGGCCUACCAGACCUUCGAAGUUCUGCGUAAGGUGGGCAAGAACCACGAGUUUUCAGCGGGGCUCAUCAUCGGGGGGAAAGAGCUUAAGAGCGAGUCGGAGAGAAUCCACCGCACCAACAUCGUUAUCUGCACCCCGGGCCGACUACUGCAGCACAUGGACGAGACGGCCACCUUUCACGCAUCCGACCUCCACAUGCUGGUCCUGGACGAGGCAGACCGCAUCCUGGACAUGGGCUUCGCCGAUACAUUAAACGCCAUAUUGGAGAACCUUCCUAGGUCCCGACAGACGCUGCUGUUCUCCGCCACACAGACUAAGUCAGUCAAAGACUUGGCCCGGCUAAGUCUGAAAGACCCAGAGUAUGUGUGGGUACACGAGAAAUCAAAGUUCAGCACGCCGGCCACCCUGGAGCAGAGCUAUGUGGUGUGUGAGCUCCACCAUAAGGUUAACAUGCUAUAUUCUUUCAUUAAGAGUCACUUGAAGAGGAAGAUCAUUGUUUUCUUUGCUUGCUGCAAGGAAGUACAAUACCUGUUCCGAGUUUUCUGUCGCCUAAGACCUGGCAUGCCCAUCCUGGCUUUGCAUGGCAAGCAACAGCAGAUGAAGAGGGUGGAGGUCUACAAUGACUUCAUCAGAAAGCAGAAUGCUGUUCUCUUUGCCACUGAUAUAGCUGCCAGAGGCCUGGACUUUCCCGCAGUCAACUGGGUGCUGCAGUUCGACUGUCCGGAGAAUGCAGACACCUACAUCCACAGGGUGGGCAGGACUGCGAGGUACAAGCAGGGGGGAGAGGCCCUGUUACUUCUGCUCCCCUCAGAGGAGAGGGGCAUGGUCGGCCAAUUGCAGGAAAAGAGGGUUCCCAUCAGUAAGAUCCAGGUGAACCCAGAAAAACUGCAGACUGUCCAGCCGAAGCUUGUCGCCUUCCUGGCUCAGGAGAAAGAGCAGAAGGAGAGAGCACAGAGAUGUUUUGUUUCCUACUUGCGCUCUGUCUACCUGAUGAAGAACAAAGAGGUGUUUGAUGUUUUAAAACUCCAAAUUCAAGACUUUGCUGUUUCUCUGGGCCUUGCUGUGGCUCCAAAGGUGCGCUUCUUAAAUAAAGUUCAGGUGCAGACAGCUGAGGGAGAUGAACAGAAAGAGGAAGAGCAGUCUGAAGAUGAUGAGCUGAGGAGUUUUAAGGCUGAGCUGAGAGGAAACAUUCCUCAUGGGGAAGGUCAAAACUGUCAGUCAGAAGAUGAGGAUGGGGAAAGUGGUGAUGAACAAAUUGCGAAUCAGCCGAAGACAAGACUUCUGGGUGACGAUGAUGACGAUGAUGACCUAAGAGACUUGGACCUACUUAAAGUCAAAACAAAGAAUGUCUUCAGUCUUACAAAGGAGCAGGAAAAUGAGGGGGAACUCUCCAAGAGCUCCAAAAAAGAAUUUGGAAAAGAAACAAAGUUCAAAGAUGCCAAAAAGGUCCUUAAGAGAAACUUCCAUGUCAACACCAAAGUGACCUUUAAUGAAGAAGGAGAUGCUGUGCAGCUGUGGCCACCUGUCCAACGGGCAGUGACUGAUGAGGAUGAGGAAGAGGUUUCUGGUAUCAAUGUGGAGAAGGCCAAGGAAAGGCUGAAACAUGAAGACCAGGUGUUUGACAAGCGGGAGUACAGCUGCAAAGUGAAAGCUAAACACAGAGAGAAGAGGCUGAAGGCCAAGGCAGCUAGGAGGGAGGCCAGCAGGCAGCAUGGACAGCAGUCUGAAGAAGAGUUUGAGGAAGAGGUGGUAGCGUACCUGGCCAAGCACGGCGAAGAUGAGUUUGACCCCAGCGCUCUUCCAGACCCUGACAAUUUGCGAUCUUUGGAGGAGGAAAAGAAGGGCCAAAAGGAUCAAAGAAGAUCAGAAAAAAGGCAACAAAGCAGUGAAAGCAGUGACGAUGAGCUUAUAGCAGGGAAGAGGAAGAAAGUAAGACAGCUAAAUGACGAACACAUACCUCUGGACACUGGUCUCUCUCUGGCCGAAGAUGAGGAGUUAGUCUUGCAUCUGCUAGGGGGAAUGAGAUAAAGAAAAUGGGAUAAGGGGUUUAAGGAGAGUGUUGAUGAACUAAUCAGUUAAAUAAAAGAAGUAAAGAGUCAAAAGAGAAAAUGUCCAAACAAAAGUGCCAUUUGUAACUAGUUUUUGAGUCUGUGGUGGUGUGUUUAUAGGAAAAAGUGACAACUAUCAAGAACUACUUGUGUUUUGAUUCUGCACUUGUGUAUAUUUGGAGGUCUCUCACAAGGUAUCUGUCUGUACAUCGGCAACAAAGUCCAAUGCAUCUAUUUUUGUUGAGAUUCACAUUGGAAAAACUCGGCCAAUGUGCCUAAUUUGGACUGUUGUGUGAUUUGAUUAGAUUUGAUUGACAAUAACCCCACAACCCACAAGCUGUCAUAAAAUUAUGAUUCAUGUUAUGUAAUAUCUGGCUCAUACAGUACAUGUUCAUAUUUUUAAACAACUCUCUGAAAUAAUCGCAAUGAUUGUAUCGUUGGUAGAAGUUAAUUUGUUCACUUGUUAUGCAGUACAAAUAAAAUUCGUUUUCAGGGUUACUUUCCCCAUAGCUAUUAAAUGUCCCCAUCUGUCACAUUUAUAAUGCAGGCUUUUUGUAAUAAAUUUGCAGUACAUUGAGCUGAGCCGUCAUCAAGAGGGUUUUUAAAUCAGAGGUGUUGGGAUAAUUCACCCAGAAAAGAAAAUUCACUCAUUAUACUAACUACAAUGCUGAUGGAGGGGCGGGUGAAGUGUUUGGGCCCACAAAACCCUUAAUGAGUCAGGGGAAAACAGUGUUGCAGCAGAAUCCAAUACAAUGGAAGUAACUAGUGACCACAGCUUAAGAUGUAAUAAAACAACCGAAAAAACCUAACAUGCCUCCAUACUGCUUGUGUGGUCUCAUCCAAGUGUCUGCAAGCCCCGACAGUCAUAUAUGACUCGAAACGCGGUCAUUUACACCGUGUUUUAAGCCUAAAAGUCCACCAAGUGGCUAAGCUAGUGUACGUUAGUAUUUGACGGUCCCUGAAUGCACCAUCAGAAGAUGAUAUAGGGAUUUAGGCCUAAAACACAUUGUAAAUGACCUUGGUUCAAGUAAAAUAUGAAUGGCGGGGCUUGCGGACACUUGGAUGACACCACAGGAGCAGUAUUGAGGCAUGUUAGGUUUUUUCUGUUUUAUUACGUCUGAAGCUGUGGUCACUAGUUGCUUCAAUUGUAUUGGAAUGGUUGCAAUUCUGUUUAGCCCUGAAACGCCAUGAGGUUGACUCAAACACAUCACCCGCCCCCUUCAUCCGCAUAGCUGUGAGUAGAUAAUCAGUAAAUUCUCAGUUUUGGUUGAGUUAUCCAUUUAAGAAGCUCAGUCAUAAACUUGUGUCAAUCUGCUUUAUAUAUUAGUUAAUCCAUGGUGAACAGCCUGGCUGCAUCCAUCUUUUAGAUUUUUCUCCAAAAGUACACUGACAGACACGACCAAAACAUGCCUAGAGUCACGUGUGCACCCUUGAACAAUCACAGUUUGGAGUGGUUCUGUCUUUGUAAAGUUACAGAAACUAUGAGAUCCAGUCCAACUCUUCAGACAUUGGUUUUAUCCAUUUCACAUUGUUUUCAACAUACCUUUUAAACAUUUAUUCUGCUAACUGGCAUUAAUGCAAAGGAGAAGCAGUUAUAACAAUAAUCAAUGAGUUAUAGAUAUAUCAGCAUGAUUUGACUAACUGUAUUGCAUUUACAAAGCACAUUUAACGUGUUAAAUUGUACUAUCCUAUUUGUCCUUAAUAUUUUACCUUUUUAUGUGAUGACCGUUGAGUUAAUAAUUUUAAAUGGCACUUGCUAUCCUUUACUCCUCAAUUUUAAAUGCUGUUAUUGAUGUUUGAGUCAGCUUUGUAAUCCAUUUAUUUCUUAAUGAUUGUAAAACCUUAAACCUAGAAGAAACCUUACAAUGUGCUGUCUUCAGAACAGUCUUGCUCAUGCACUUGUACCUGAUUUUACAAUAAAGCUGUCCUUUUGCAACAAAA
This is a messenger RNA of Limanda limanda (common dab), 4702 nucleotides long. RefSeq names its product DEAD (Asp-Glu-Ala-Asp) box polypeptide 10 (gene ddx10). Gene Ontology annotation, biological process: rRNA processing. The coding region runs from base 237 to 2741 and encodes 834 amino acids. Gene Ontology annotation, cellular component: nucleus. The transcript has 2 exons. The record is from RefSeq and is a predicted model, not a curated record. Gene Ontology annotation, molecular function: ATP binding; nucleic acid binding; RNA helicase activity. Lineage: Eukaryota; Metazoa; Chordata; Actinopteri; Pleuronectiformes; Pleuronectidae.